Molecule: messenger RNA, 2580 nt
Organism: Cephus cinctus (wheat stem sawfly)
Lineage: Eukaryota; Metazoa; Arthropoda; Insecta; Hymenoptera; Cephidae
Product: protein SERAC1
Exons: 15
Coding region: 328-2334 (668 amino acids)
Source: RefSeq, a predicted model, not a curated record
UUUAACGGUGAAUGGCGAUACCGUUUCUUUGCUUCUAUUUCCUCUUAUUUUAUUCCUUAAGCAAAAUGCUUUCGGUAACCUUUAUUCAAAAUUGUUGAAAUUUGUUGACUGUAGAGUGAUUGGAACAUUUGAGGAUUCAGCCAUAUUUUUAAUACAUUAAAUGAUGAGCAAAAAGUCAUCAAAUCUCACCGAGUCGGAUACAUUAAGACAUAAAAUUCUUAUUUCCAAAUGGUAAUGGCAAUGUCGACCAGUUCUUCGAAUGAAGAUGAAAGCUUCGCACGUUCAGUUUGAUAGUUGAAGGAAUUGUUCGUAAUUUGGAAAAGUACAAUGAAGCUCCAGAUUUAUAAGAAAUAUAUAUACUACUUAAAAUCGACAGGGACUUGUGUGGUUGUUGUGGGGGGAUGCUGGUUCCUGUAUCAACUUCGUCAGACUUCACAAAUUUUACGAUCAUCCGUAACGACCAAUGUUUUGGAUUUGGAGCAAUCUCAAGCUCAAUAUAUUUAUAUUGAUGAUCCGCGGUUCAAAGAUGUUCUUAUGUUCCGAAAUAAGGAAGAUUUACGUGCUUCCAUUGCGGAGAAGCCUCGUACUCUCACUUAUAUUAUCACUAAAUGGUGGAAAUCUCUCAACCGUAAUCUAGCAUACAAAUUACUUGAUUUAGCACAAAAUGGUUGUGCUAGCGACAGAGAAAAAGCAGUAUAUUCACUUAGUCGUCUAAAGCACUUGAAAGAUUGGCACUAUUGGCAUAUGGCUCAAAUGCUUGAUGCUAAAACUGCAGUUGCUCUUGCACGAAUGCCAAAUGUAGAUUUGAGAUUUUUUCUUAGACCACCGUAUUACCACAUGAAGCACAAACUAUAUGAUGUAAUUGAGAAUUUGCAUUACUUACUGCUCGACUUGGACAGUCUUUGCCAAAGUUGUCAUCCGUGCCUAACUCAAUUUUUAAACAAGAAAUUCCAUGAUACUCAUCGCGAUGGACUGAUAUUUGAUCAUGAUUUAACAAGUGUCGGACUUGCUGUGCCACCAGCCAUAAUUUGGGAUCAAGAUUUGUUAUAUAGUUGCGUUCAAGCGAUCCAUCAUCAUUCAUCUUUAGAUCAGCAUAGUAAAGACAUCGUCGAUGCUGGUGGUUUGCCUAUAUUGAUGAAUGUCCAAAAACUUGUUGGCGACAACAUAAAUAUUUGCAUAUUGCUUGCGAAAAUAAUUUCCAACAUAUCAUUACACGAAGAAUACCUGAAUGACCUUUUUCGAUCAGGAUGGAUCGGAAUUUUGGCAAAAUGGUUGCAAAACCCAGAUUUGCGGCUGUCAGCAACGGCAGCUCGUGCACUUGCAAAUUUGGAUAUACAAGAUGCAUCAAACGAGAAAUAUGCGCGUCGAAUUUAUGUGCUUCAUCCUUUACACAGAAAUCAAUCUGCACGAAAGUUAGACGUUGUCUUCGUUCACGGCUUAUUAGGCGGAGUUUUUGUUACUUGGAGACAACGCGAUCCUGACACAUCCACACUAGGAUUUGUGACAGAUGCUCAUUCACCCUGCGGCACGGAUGCUUUCACAUCCAUGCUUGCUGAGACUCCUCAGGAAUUCUUAAAGGAUCUUGCGCACGAUCUUCGAAUGCGAGAAUGGAAGAAAAUCGGUGAAGAUUUUGAAGUAAUACUGGACGACUGUCCAGAGAAUACAAAUUGCAGGGCCUGCGGUCCCUUCACUUGCCGAGGGGAUAAUGUCUGUAUGGAACAAGCGGAACGUGAUCGAAUAGCCAGAACUGAGUGUUGGCCGCGAGACUGGCUUCCUAGGGAUGUACCAUCCUUACGCGUAAUAGGAAUAAAUUAUGACACUAAUUUAUCUAUGUGGACUCCGCUUUGUCCAAUCGAAGGCCUAAAGACUACCAUUGACGAACGAAGUGAAGAAUUUGUAAGGAAACUUCUAAUGGCGGGUGUUGGGAAAAAGCCGAUAGUGUGGAUUUGUCAUUCGAUGGGUGGUUUGCUCGUUAAAAAAAUGCUGGUUGAAGAAUGGAAACAAGGUGACAAACAUAAUCUGUGCCAAAAUACUCGUAGUAUCGUAUUCUAUAGUACUCCGCAUCGCGGUUCCCAUGUUGCCGCGUUAACGCAAACUACGCAAAUGUUAGUUUGGCCAUCGGUCGAAGUGCAAGAAUUGCGCGAAGAGUCCCCAAAACUGCUGCAAUUGCACGACGAGUUUAUCCGUAUGUUGAAAAACUACACUAUGGAUAUUGUGAGUUUCAGCGAAACGAAAUCGACGCUUGUCACUGCUUUGAAAUUUCCUUUUCAAUUUGUCAAUCCUAAUUCUGCAGUGCAGCAAUAUUUCAGAUCCUGGAGUGGGAGAAUUUUUUGAAAUUCCACAGGACCACCUUUCAAUAUGUAAACCAGCAAACCGACAAUCCUUCCUCUAUCAAAAAGUCCUGAGUAUCGUUAAGCGUCAUGUAAAUGCUGAAAAUAAUAGUUCAAAAAAAGUGUAAUGAAGCCACAAGAAGCUAUUUUGAAUUAAUAUAACCAUUGAAUGUAACAUCUGUACAUAAUUUUCUAAACUCUGUAAAUAUUUAAAAACGAUAAAUAAAUAUGAAAUCACGUUCCACGUUAA